AUGAAGCUGCUGUUUCUUCUUUUUCUCCUUCUUCUAUGUCUUUCUCAGACAGCAUUAGGGAACAAAAGACAUUUAAGAUUUCAACAAUGUGAGAGAAUGGGUGGCCUUUGCAAGAAUCAGAAAACGCACGGAUGCUCCAUCCUGCCUGCUGAAUGCAAAAGUCGUCACAAACACUGCUGCAGGGUUUAA
Arvicola amphibius (Eurasian water vole) is the source of this 189-nucleotide messenger RNA. Its product is annotated as beta-defensin 33-like. The transcript has 2 exons. Gene Ontology annotation, biological process: defense response to bacterium; cell chemotaxis. Lineage: Eukaryota; Metazoa; Chordata; Mammalia; Rodentia; Cricetidae. The record is from RefSeq and is a predicted model, not a curated record. Gene Ontology annotation, molecular function: chemoattractant activity; CCR6 chemokine receptor binding. Bases 1 to 189 code for a protein of 62 amino acids.